Portunus trituberculatus (swimming crab) is the source of this 1259-nucleotide messenger RNA. RefSeq lists its product as uncharacterized. NCBI's taxonomy places the organism in Eukaryota, Metazoa, Arthropoda, Malacostraca, Decapoda, Portunidae. The transcript is spliced from 5 exons. Bases 175 to 813 code for a protein of 212 amino acids. The record is from RefSeq and is a predicted model, not a curated record.
AACUGAGAACGGUUGUCAGCUUUUCUCCGGCGUGGCACGGAGUCUUCAGACCACUCCGUGCCUUGCAAGGAUCCACUCGUCUCCUGGCGGUGUCGCAGCAGCCGGGGACUGUAUCUGUGACGACAUUCCUUCAUUCCCUCUUACUGAAGCUGCUAGUCCCACAUAGCCGGCAAUAUGCACACCCCUAAGUCCCUGCUGGUGGCCGUCUGCCUUGUUUGCCUCACGCCUGUACUCGUAUCAGCUGACGGAGACACUGACGGGGAAGUGAUGAAAGCGGAGGCGAGAUACGUUACAAAUGACGAGAAAGGUUUCGGCAAGUUGCAAUUCGCUCUGCCUAUAGCUGCUCACGGCGCGGUUAUUGUGGCUAUUGUUGUGUUCUUCCGGGAGCUCGCUCUCGGCAUUGCCGACCGCCUGGACUCCGAGUACGAAUAUGAUUACGAGUAUGACUACUUCCCGGGGCCCAUCCAGAGGCACGACGUCCCACAGCUAGGGUAUCAGGGUAGCCCAGGCCGUCGCCGCCCAGCCCGCGACACCCAGGCCAGUAUGCUAACCCGCCUCACCGACAUCAUCGACCCCGUGGAAGCGACCUUCUCCAUGCUGCAGGUGAAUGACAUGUCCUGCAGGCAGCGCGUGAUCUGUGAGGUACAGCGCUCCGCCUCCGCCGUGCCCAUCAUCGGCUCCUUCCUCCAGCAGCUCAGCACGUCCAUCCCCGGCCUACACCAUUACAGAGAAGCACAGUACGCAGGCGCAGCUCUCGAGGAUUGCGCUCUCCUCUUCGCUGGCUGCCCUGAAGAUGCUUUGGUCGAAAACUGAAGCCCUCCACCUCCCUCUCUCGUGCUAAGGAAACUGUUAUGUUGAUUAUUGUUAUUGUUUUUGUGUGUCUGAUGACUAAUGAUGGUAUGAGUGAGUGUGUGAGUUUGCGUUCGUAUAUGUACACAGAUAGAUAGACGGAAAUGUUUAGAUAGACAGAUAGAUAGAUAGAAUGACAGAUACAGACACAGACACAGACAGAGACACAGAAAGGAAACAGCGACUGAUAGACAGACAGACAUACGGAUAUCAAAUAGAAAACGAAAAGAAAUGAUUACGUUGAUAUACAAAAAGACAAGACAACUAGAAGAAGAUUUAUGUACAGACAAACAGAUAGACAGACAGACAGACAGACAGACGAACAUACAGACAGACGAAAAAAGUAAAAUGGACAGAGACAAUGAUACAGAAAGAAUAAAAGACAAACAGACAAACACGUAUAGACAGAC